CUCAAACCGACGCUCCUCUCUCUCUCUCUUCUUGUUUCUCAACGCUGCGAGAGACGUGGGAGGGAGAGAUUUUCUCCAUUGCAUCAAGAUUUGCCGGUGAAGAAGCUUCAUUUCUCGUUGUGGGGAGUCUUGGGACGGUGGGAAGCUUGGAGAAAGAGGGUUUUUUGGUUUUUAACACCAAGAAGGUAAGAAAUAACUCAUUUUUGCCGUUGAAUCGUUCAUUUCUCUUAUUUCCUACAUUUAUUUGUAUGUUUUUACUUGUUUUGUGAAGAUAUAAUGUCAGAUCCUGCAUGGCAGUGGUGUACAAGGGUGAAUCCCAAAGAUAGAUUAAGAGUUAAGUGCAAUUAUUGUAAGCAAAUCAUAUCAGGAGGGAUUUCUCGCUUUAAACACCAUAUAGCUGGUACACACAGCGAUGUGGCUGCUUGCAAUGGCUCCCAAGUGAUCCCAUUGCCAGCGUAUGUAAAGCACCAGUGUCAGCAGCUUCUUGAUGCAGUGAAAGCAAGUAGGAUUGAAAAGGACAUGGAAGAUGCGGAGGAAGGAUAUGGGGACCCACAUGAAGGAGAAGAAAGUGAAGGUGAAGAUGUUCAACUUGAACAAGAAAAUGUUGGUGUCAGUUUGGGAACAACUAAAGGGAAAGGCAUCAUGCAUGGAGGUGGUUCUUCUGCAACUGCAACCAGAAAAAGAAGAGGUGCAAGUAUAAGUUCAGUUUCACGAGGACGUGGCAGAAGUCAGGGUCGUACUGGUGGUGGUAGAGUACCUACUAUGAAGUCGUGCAAUAUGUCUGGUUCGAUCAAGAAUUUUUUUCCCAAUUAUACUGCUACUGGUGCUCAGCCUGAGAUUCGUAUAGCCAUGCAAUCAAAGGAUAUUAUUGAAGCAGCAGAUGAAACCAUAGGAAGGUGGUUCUAUGAUGCAUCCAUUCCCUUCAAUGCAGCAAACUCUUAUCAUUAUCAGCCUAUAGCAUAUGCGAUUGCUUGUGUAGGGCGAGGGUAUAAAAUGCCCUCUUUUCAUAAAUUGCGAGGUAAAAUUCUCAACAAUAUAGUUAGAGAUGUGAAGACAUAUUGUGAUGAACUAAAAUUGAGUUGGAAAGCUACAGGAUGCAGUGUAAUGGCAGAUGGGUGGACAGACAUCAAGAACAGAACAUUGGUAAACUUCCUUGUAUAUUGCCCUCUUGGUACUAUGUUCUUAAAAUCUGUUGAUUCGUCUGAUACUCCGAAGACUGCUGAUGUGUUGUUUGAGAUUUUUGAUAAAGUUAUAGAAGAAGUUGGGCCUGAAAAUGUCGUACAAUUUAUCACUGAUAAUGCAGCAAAUUAUAAAGCUGCAGAUGAAAUGUUAGCAGCACGAUAUGGGACAUUUUAUUGGAGUCCAUGUGCUGCUCACUGUGUAAAUCUUAUGCUUCAGGAUCUUGGUGAAAGGGAUGAUAUGAAGUUGACAGUUCACAGAUGCCAAGAAAUCACGAAGUUUAUUUACAAUCAUGCUUAUGUCUUGAAUUUGAUGAGGAAAUUCACAAAUGGGGUUGAAUUGAUUCGACCUGCACAAACACGGUUUGCUACAAAUGUUUUGACUGUGCAGGGUAUAGUCAAGCAAAGAUCUUCUCUCAGGCAGAUGUUUUCAAGUGAUGAUUGGGCUGCAUAUCCACAUGCCUAUAAAAGAAAGGCUACGACAGUUGUGGAUACCAUCUUCGAUGUUGACUUUUGGGAAUCAUGUGUGCACUUAUUGAAGAUUUGUGUACCUCUAGUGAAAGUCCUCAGAUUAGUUGAUAGUGAAGAUAGACCUUCUAUUGGAUAUUUAUACGAGUCUAUGGAUAGAGCCAAGGAGGCCAUUAGAGAUAAUAUGAAGGGAAAAAAGAAGUUGUACAUGCCUAUAUGGAAGAUUAUAGAUGAAAGGUGGUCUGGACAACUUCAUCGCCUACUUCAUGCAGCAGCCUACUACCUAAAUCCUGCUAUUAGAUAUCUUCCCACUUUUAAGAAGGACAGAGAGGUCGAGUAUGGCAUGUUGGAUUGCAUUGAUGUAUUAGUAAGUGAUAGUAAAGAACAAGACGCUAUCCAUAUGUCGAUCAACAAAUAUGAUACAGCUUCUGGUACCAUGGCGAGAGACACAGCAGUUCGAUGCAGGACAACUAUGCGUCCAGAUUUGUGGUGGGAAAGGUUUGGGCCUGAUUGCCCAGAAUUAAGGAAGCUUGCAAUUAGAAUCCUCAGUCAAACAUGUAGUGCAACUGGAUGUGAAAGAAAUUGGAGUGUAUUUCAGCACAUCCAUAGUAAGAAGAGGAAUAGGCUGGAACAUAAAAGGUUGAAUGACCUUGUUUACGUUCGUUAUAAUAUGAAGUUGAGACAAAGGCAACUAGAAACAACAUCUACGAGGAAGCAUCACAAUCAAUAUGAUCCUAUCUUCAUUGACCAUUUUGAUAUAUUAGAUUCUUGGGUUGAAGAAGAACCAGCUGCAAUACUUGAUGAGGACGAUCUUGAUUUUUUGAAUGUUGAAGGAGCAGCAGAGAUUGUUGAAGAAGGAGAGGCUGGGGGGGAGCAAUGGAAUGUUGGUGACAUUCCAUUUGCAACAGAGGGGUUAGAAGAAGAAGUUAAUGAAGAAAAUGAAGAUGAUGAUGAAGAAUGAAGAUGAUGAUGCAAAUGACGAUUGACGAUGCUUUUUGUUUUGAGUUUUGAAAACUAUGUCAAUAUGUUCUGAGUUUUGACUUCUGAACUUAUGAAUUGUGAUGUAAUUGAAUACUCUUAGGUUGUUUAGUAUGUUAUUUUGUUUUUUGAAUGUUUGAUUUCUUAUUUUGGAAUGUCUUGUUCAUAUGCAUAGCUCACAGGUCAUACUUCAUAUACAUGAAUGAUGAAUGUUCCUUUAAAUACAUUU
Nymphaea colorata (pocket water lily) is the source of this 2853-nucleotide messenger RNA. RefSeq lists its product as uncharacterized. The transcript has 3 exons. The record is from RefSeq and is a predicted model, not a curated record. Bases 277 to 2607 code for a protein of 776 amino acids. Lineage: Eukaryota; Viridiplantae; Streptophyta; Magnoliopsida; Nymphaeales; Nymphaeaceae. Gene Ontology annotation, molecular function: DNA binding; protein dimerization activity.